Messenger RNA from Notolabrus celidotus (New Zealand spotty), 14137 nucleotides. RefSeq names its product low density lipoprotein receptor-related protein 2b (gene lrp2b). The transcript has 81 exons. The coding region runs from base 1 to 13809 and encodes 4602 amino acids. The record is from RefSeq and is a predicted model, not a curated record. NCBI's taxonomy places the organism in Eukaryota, Metazoa, Chordata, Actinopteri, Labriformes, Labridae. Gene Ontology annotation, molecular function: protein binding; calcium ion binding.
AUGUAUGAGGCACCGACACAGUGCACCUCACAAGAAUUUAAAUGUGUGACGAGUGGCGAAUGCAUCUCUUCGGGAUUUGUCUGCGAUGGAGAGGAAGACUGCGAAGAUGGCUCAGAUGAACAAAGAACCUGUGCUGGACAGACCUGCAGCCCAGACCAGUUCACCUGCCGGGAGGGCCAGUGUAUCCCAGGGAAAUACAGAUGUGACCGUAUCAAGGACUGUGUGGACAACUCUGAUGAGAACAACUGCAACUAUCCACAGUGUACUGAGAAGACAUGUGCCAAUGGGGCCUGUUACAACAACUCCCAGCACUGUAAUGGGUUACAGGACUGCAGAGAUGGCUCUGAUGAAUUCAACUGCAGUGAGUGUGGCGGUAUAAAGGAGGUCAGAGAGAUAUGGAGGGGCAAGGUUGUGUAUGGAUUUGAAGCUUCACAGCACUGUCCCAUCCACCAGUUCGAGUGUACAAACGGGUACUGUGUUCCACAUUCCUUUGUGUGUGACCAUUGGGACGAUUGUGGGGACAACAGUGACGAACAAGGCUGUGUUUACCAGAGCUGUAGUGGCAAUGAGUUCACAUGCUCCAGUGGUCGUUGUAUUCCUCAAAUGUGGGUGUGUGACAAGUUCAACGACUGUGGGGACUACAGUGAUGAGAGCGGAUGUGAUAGUAACUCUCGGGGCUGUUACCCUGGGGAGUGGGGAUGCCCAGGCUCAACACUUUGUAUACCAGUGGACAAGGUGUGUGACGAAAAACCUGACUGCCCCAGAGGAACAGAUGAGACCAAUUCCACAGCACAGCAAACCUGCAGCCUGGAUCAGUGCUCCAGCUUGAGCUGCGAGUACCUCUGCCAUCCGUCUCCUCAAGGAGGUUCUUGUUACUGCCCGGAUGGCUUCAUUGUAGCCAAUGAUAGUCGUACCUGUGUAGACUACGAUGACUGUCAGAUCUGGGGGAUCUGUGACCAGCUGUGCGAAGAUCGUCCCGGGACACACCACUGUAGCUGUGCUGAUGGAUACUUCCUGGAGCAUGGUCAAGUCUGCAAAGCCAAUGUGUCAGGUGGAUUACCACAGCUCAUUUACACCAAUGGAGGAGAUGUGAUGAUUGGUGAUAUACACGGGCGCUUUGUUAGAACUCUGGUGCCAUCUCAGGGCAAAGGUUACUCUGUUGGGGUGGCAUACCACAUUUACAGCAGCACAGUCUUCUGGAGUGAUACAUACACUAAAAAGGUUUACUCUGCAAACUACAAUGGGGAUAACAUUAAGGAGAUUCUUAAAUUUUCAGUCCACAAUGUCCAGAACCUUGCAGUGGAUUGGAUCAACUUCAAACUAUACGUCUUAGAAGCCAUGGUGGAGCGUAUCGAUAUGUGCGACUUUGAUGGAGGGAAUCGGGUCACACUGGUGGCUGAAAACCUGCAGACUCCUCAUGGGCUGGCCCUGGACCCUACAGUUGGCUACAUGUUUUUCACAGACAAGGGCAUUGCGAGUGAGCAGAUGAAGCUGGAACGGGCCUUCAUGGACGGCAGCAAUCGUUUAGAGCUGGUGAAGGGCGGACUCGGCAUUCCAACAGGAAUCACCCUGGAUAUUGUCACACAGAGGGUCUACUGGUCUGACAGCCACUUUGACACUGUGGAGACUGUCACCUACAGUGGUUUGGACAGAAAAAUUGUCCUCAGUGGUGGGACCCAGGCCCCUUACCCUUUUGGAAUUGCUGUGUUUGAAAACCACGUUUUCUUCACUGACUGGACUAAGAUGGGUGUGGUGAGAGCCAACCGCUUCAACGGCAGCAAUCCAACACUCCUAUAUCGUACGGCAAAGCGACCAGGCCAGGUUGUUAUCUCGCAUCGUGUCCUGCAACCUGUUGUGAUGAACCCUUGCGGGAGACACAACGGUGGCUGUCAGCACAUUUGUGUAUUGAGUCAUCGCACAGACAACGAUGGUUUGGGUUACCGCUGCAAGUGCCGCCAUGGCUACGAUUUGCAGCCGGAUCUUAGGACCUGCUUCAAGCUGAAGGACUACCUGCUGUUGGCCACCUCUCUGGGAGUGCGAGGAAUACCACUGAAUAUAUCGCUCCAGGAGGACGUCACCCUGCCUCUGUCAGGACUUUCGACGUCCUUCUCUGGCUCUGCUGUGGAGUUUGACGGCAAUGAAGAGGCUAUUCUCUACAACGACAGGUCCAGAGGCCUUGUCUAUAAGUCCAAUCUCAACGGCACAGUCCAACAGAUCUUAACCGGCUACAGAGUGGGAACCAUUGAUGCCAUGGCCUAUGACUGGACCUCCAAAGUUUUGUUUUGGACCACAAGCAGCUACAAGUCGGUGGUGGCCUUCAGGGUCACAGACAAGUCCAGACGGGACAUUGUGACGGGACUGAGGAACCCUAAAGGAAUCGCAGUGAGUCCAAGCGCAGGCUACUUGUUCUGGUCUGACUGGUACCGUCCGGCAGUCAUAAUGAGAGGCUUCACUGAUGGCAGCAACGCUGUUCCUUUGGUUAACACCACCCUGGGAUGGCCUUAUGGACUCGCUGUUGACUAUGUGAUGGACCGGCUGUACUGGGUGGAUUCCCAGUUGGAUCAAAUUGGUCACAUUGGAUUUGAAGGAUAUGACAGACAGACGUUUACCAAUAUCGGUCAAAUCACUUCACCCUUUUCUCUCACGGUUUAUUCAGACUUCCUUUAUGUUUCUGAUACAAGGACCAGAGCAAUAUUUGAGAUGAGGAAGAGGGACGGAGGAGGAAACAUUAUGAUCAGACAAGGAGUAUCAGGCAUCAUGAAUGUCAAAGCUUACACAGCCGACCUCCACAGCACAUUCACCAGCCGGUGCAAUGCGGUCCCCAACGGGCACUGUAGCCACUUCUGUUUCCCAACGCCAUCCUACAAUCGAGUGUGUGGCUGUCCGUACGGCAUGAAACUCCAGGCCAAUCAGAGGGACUGCAUCAAAGACGAUUCUGUUCCCCCACCUGACAACAACUGCGGAGACCUCUCCUUCGAAUGCGAUGAAGGACGCUGUAGACCCAACUCCUAUCGCUGUGAUGGAAUCAUUGAUUGCGUGGAUCAGACUGAUGAGGCCAACUGCACAGAUACAGGCGCGACCUGCUCUCCUCGAGCGUUCACCUGCAACAACAAACACUGCAUCCUAAACAGUUGGCGCUGUGAUGGCAUGGACGACUGCGGUGACGGCUCUGACGAAGUGAACUGUCCCACUCGCCGCCCUACGACCUGCGCCGCAGAUUACUUCACCUGCGAUAACCUCAGGUGUAUCUCUAAGGUGUGGUUGUGUGACGGUGACAACGACUGUGGGGAUGGCUCUGACGAACACAACUGCAAUUCAACCAUAACCACUUGCCCUCCAAACUACUACCUGUGUCCUGACCACCGCUGCAUCUACAGCUCAUAUGUGUGUGAUGGAGACCAGGACUGCCUGGAUGGAUCUGAUGAGGCAAACUGUGAGUUUAACUGUGACUCCCAUGAGUUUUCCUGUGCCAGCGGAGACCAGUGCAUCAGUCCGAGCUAUAGGUGUGAUGGCGUGUUCGACUGCAGGGACCAUUCUGAUGAACGAGACUGUCCCACUCGAGGUCCAGGCUUGUGCCACGAUGACGAGUUCCAGUGCCAGACCGACGGUUUCUGCAUACCAGACAUGUGGGAGUGUGACGGCCAUCCAGACUGUGAAGACGGAUCAGAUGAACACACCUCCUGCGAACCUGUUACCUGCAGAUCAAACUAUUUCCAGUGCGCCAACAAGAUAUGCAUUCCAACGAGCUGGUUGUGCGAUGGCGAUAACGACUGCCGGGACAUGAGUGAUGAACAAAACUGCCCUACCCCUCCAUUCAGUUGUCCCUCAGGACAGUGGCUGUGCCCCACCGACCAGCUGUGCAUCGACCUGGACAAGGUGUGCAACGGCCAGAGGGACUGCCCUAACGGAGCUGAUGAAUCACCUAUCUGCAAUCAAGAUGACUGCGUGCUGAACAACGGCGGCUGCAGUGACGGCUGCGUCCAAGGACCAUUUGGGGCUCAGUGCACCUGUCCGUCAGGAUAUCAGCUCCUCAACGACUCUAAGACCUGCGACGACAUCAAUGAGUGUCUGAUCCCAGGUUUCUGCAGCCAGGAAUGCUUCAACGAGAGAGGAACUUUCCGGUGUUACUGCUCACAUGGUUACCUCCUGGAGCCUGACGGUCGCACCUGCAAAGCUACAGACCAACUAGCAGCGGUACUUCUGGUUGCCAAGCGUAGCCAGAUCAUCGCCAACAAAAUCAACAUGAAACCACCCCAGCUGCGUCCGGUGAUCAGCGGUUCAAGCAUCGUAACUGUGGACUUUGAUCGUGUAACCUCCAGAAUCUACUGGGCUGAUGCCUCACAGAAGAAGAUAUGGAGCUCUUUCCAGAAUGGCACCGACAAACGACAAGUGUUCUCCUCAGGUCUGAUGGUACCAGAGAGUAUAGCUGUGGACUGGGUAGGACGGAACCUUUAUUGGACCGACUCAGUCAUGGAGAACAUCGAGGUCUCCACUCUAGACGGACGCUUUCGGAAAGUCCUCCUCUCCAAGAACGUCACAAGCCCCCGCGGACUAGUGUUAGACCCUCGCAACUACACUUACUUAAUGUUCUGGUCAGACUGGGGUCAGAACCCUCGGAUUGAGCGUUCCGACAUGGACGGCAACGCAAGACGAGUCAUCGUCAGCACAAAGCUUUACUGGCCCAACGGUUUGGCUUUGGACUACACCACACGCAGGGUCUACUUUGCUGAUGCCUACCUCAAAUACAUAGACUACUGUGACUAUGAUGGAAACAACCGCUAUCAGGUCAUGGCAAGUGACAUGGUUCUCCAGCACCCACAUGGUAUGACCAUCUUCGAGGACAGCAUCUACUGGUCAGAGCGCUAUACCAGCAAAGUGAUGAAAACCAACAAGUUCCACGGAGGCAACAUCACCACUCUGAUGAGCAGUGUGUACCAGCCUAUGGGCAUUGUGAUGGACCAUCCUAUCAAACAGCCAGCAGCAAUCAACCCAUGUGGAGACCACUUUUGUACUCAGCUGUGCCUGCUGGCGGGCCUAAGGCCUCGGUACUACACCUGCCACUGUCAGUCUGGCUGGAAGCUGGAUGCUGACAGACGCACCUGUAUCAAAGAUGAGUCUCCUUUCUUGAUGGUGGUGAGAGAUUCAGUGAUUUUUGGUAUUCCUCUGGACCCUGCUGAUCCUUCCAACAACAAAAUGGCCCCUGUGUCCGGCAUCAGCCAGGGGCGGGACAUUGAAUUCGAUGACCAGGCGCAGCUUGUAUAUUGGGUGCAGAGCACAGGUUCUAUCUGGCAAGUGAGUACCAGCGGUGCCAACAGGUCUGAGUUUGCUCCGGCUGCUUUUAUGGGCGCACCAUCUGGUCUCGCUUUUGAUUGGAUAAGCCGAAUAAUGUAUUACAACAAUCGCAUUGCUCAAAGCAUAGAGGUUAUCCGUGUGGAUGGAAACCAGAAAUAUAGAAAGACGCUCAUCGCCUCAAACGGUAAACCAGAGGGGGUAGGAGAUCCAUUUGGAAUAACUGUGGAUCCAGCCCGAGGGAAACUAUUUUGGACAGACAGGGGGUCAGACAGUGGAGUUCCUCCAAAGAUUAGCAGCGCUGACAUGGACGGAGGAAACCUUAGAAACCUCUACAUAAGCAACCUAGCCAACGUAGGAUACAUCACAGCUGACAUUUCUGCCAGUAAAUUAUACUGGGUUGUGGCUGACAGAGGGAUGAUUGAAAGUGGCACCAUGGACGGGGUGAGCAGGGUGACAGUGGUGAGUAGCCUGUCGCAACCAUGGGGCCUGACAAUCCACCAGAACUACCUUUACUACACCGACGCGGACUAUGAGGUCAUUGAGAGGGUGGAUAAGACGAACGGUGCCAAUAUGGUGGUGAUGAGGAGCAGCAUGUCUGGCCUGCGUGCUCUGAAAGUGCAUGCCAGAGACAACUCAGCAGGCACCACCAACGCCUGCAGCUCCAACAACGGGGGCUGUCCCCACCUCUGUCUACCCAAACCCAACAAUCAAAAGACCUGUGCCUGCACCACAGGCUUUCAUCCCUCUGAAGACGGCACCCGCUGUGAACAGUUUGAAUCCUUCGCAAUCAUCUCCACCCCCACGUACAUCCGUGGCUUCCACAUAAACAGCUCGGACCACUCUGAGGCUAUGGUGCCUGUCGGUGGAUCUGCCACUUCUAAAGGCAAGCUGGACCUCCACAUCCAAUCUGGCUUUAUUUACUGGUCUGACAACUACACCUCCACUUCAUACAAAGGCAUCUUUAGGGCCAAAACAGAUGGAGGAUCCUACAGCCGUGUUAUCAACUCAGGCGUUGGAAGAAGAGGCAUUCAGGGUUUUGCUGUAGACUGGAUUGCAGGUAACUUAUACUUCACUAAUGCCUUUGAGACCGAGACCUUCCUUGAGGUGCUUGCCAUCAACACCACCUACAGAAUGAUUCUGCUCAAGUCCAUUGAGGACCAGCCCCGUGACCUGGCCGUCAGCCCUAAGCUUCGCUACCUCUUCUGGACUGACGGAGGCCAAACUCCGAAGAUUGAGCGAGCCCUGCUCGACGGCACAAACCGUACUGUGCUGGCAUCGGAGAGCCUAGCGUCACCUCGUGGCCUCACCAUCGAUUACACCAACGAUUUCCUCUACUGGACAGAUGAUGUGCUUGAUAUGAUAUCCAGAAUGGCCCCAGAUGGCACCCAGAGGCAAAUUAUCAGAUAUGGGAGCCGCUAUCCAUCGCCUACAGGCAUGGCCAUAUUUGGAAGAUACAUGCUGUGGGUGGAUCAAAAGCUUGGGAAGCUCUUCCAGGCAAGCAAGGACCCUAACAAUUCAGACCAGCCAGAGGUAAUUCGGGACAAUAUUGACGGGCUGUUGGACGUCACAGUCUUUGAUGCCCAUGUUCAGCCUACAUCCGCCAACCUGGUGGGCUUUAACCCAUGUCAGGAAGACAACGGACGCUGUCAGCAGUUCUGCUUUGCCAUCACCGGCCAGGAGCAACCAAAAUGUGGCUGCGCUCAUGGAUCUCUCCUGAGUAACGGAGUUACAUGUGGUUACGGCCAGGAUGAGUAUCUGGUAUUCACUACAGACUACACGCUAAACAGCAUGAGGUUAGACCCCACAGAUCACAGCACUCCAUAUCCAACGGUGAACCUUGGCUACAGCGUGAUGGCCCUGGAUUAUGACUACAAGGAGAGGCGGAUUUUCUACGCCCAGUACAUGGGGAUUGGUCGGAGCAGAAUUGGCUACGUCACAAUGACAUCCAUCACCACUCCGCCUGUCAUAGUUGCUGCAAAUUUGGAUGACCCAGAAGGAUUGGCGUAUGACUGGAUCAACAAGCGUCUCUACUUUACUGACUACUAUAAGCGCAAUGUCCAGGCCAUUGGAGUGAACGGGCAGAACCGCUCUAUCGUUGCCACAGCAAACCGUCCCCGAGGCAUCAUAGUUGACCCCUGCUAUGGUUACCUGUACUGGACUGAUUGGGGCUCUCCUGCAAAGAUCGAGAGAGCAACACUGGGUGGAAAUUUCCGAACCGCCAUCAUCAACACCAGCCUCUCAAUGCCCAAUGGCCUGUCUCUGGAUUUUGAGGAAAGGAUGCUCUACUGGGCUGACUCCUCAUUAGAUAAAAUCGAGCGGUCCACUCUGACAGGUGCAAACAGGCAAGUAAUCGUGCAAGGUGUCCCGUACCCGUAUGCCAUGACUGUCUUCCAGCAAGACAUCUUCUGGACUGACUGGACUGAGAGAGGCGUCUUCAGAGCUGGGAAGGAUGAUGGCUCCAGCUUCACAGUGUUGGCUCAAGACCUGCAGUACCGACCGAAUGACAUCCAUGUUUAUGCCGCUUCUAAGCAAGAGAGCUGCUCCAGCUCCUGUCAGCAGUUUAACGGAGGGUGUAGUCAUAUCUGUGUUCCCGGUCCGUCAGGUCCUGAGUGUCAGUGCCCUCAUCAGGGGAGCUGGUACCUGGCUAACAAUGGCAAAGACUGCAUCCAAGACAAGGGAAAACGCUGCGAACCUGAGCAGUUCACCUGUCUCAACGGUAACUGUAUCUCAGCGCGCUGGAAGUGCGACGGCUACAACGACUGCCAUGACAACUCAGAUGAGCUGGAGAGAGUGUGCGCCUUCCACACUUGUGCCGCCAUUGACUUCACCUGUGACAACGGUCGCUGCGUCCCGCUUGGCUUUACCUGCGACUACACGAACGACUGCGGUGACAACAGCGACGAGCGGGGCUGCCCCUUCCCUACGUGUAACCCUGCAACAGAGUUCACCUGCGGAAACGGACGCUGCAUCAACGCCGGCUUUGUCUGCGACGGUUUCAACGACUGCCGCGACAAUGCCACCUCUGAUGAAAUCAACUGUCCUGACCGGAUAUGUCCUGGUGGCCAGGUCAAGUGUGAAAAUACCAACAUCUGCAUCUAUCCUGAAAGCCUCUGCGAUGGCUACAACAACUGUGGGGACAACAGCGAUGAGAAUCCUCUCUUCUGUGCGGGCCGUACCUGUUCUCCCGAUCAGUUCCGCUGUGAUAGUGGGAAGUGUAUCCCUGAGUCUUGGGUGUGUGACGGCAUUCAGGACUGUGGUGAUCGCACGGACGAGCCUUCUUCCUGUGAGGAUCAAGUCAAAACAUGCAGUCCCAGCCAGUUCACUUGUACCAAUGGAAACUGCAUCCCUCAGUCAAUGGUGUGUGAUGGUAACAAUGACUGCUGGGACAACAGCGACGAGGCUCCUGAACUGGAGUGUGGCCAGCGUACCUGCAGCUCCAAUCAAUUCACCUGCCCAACCUGGCACCCAGGUCACCCUCGCUGCAUGCCGCUGAGCUUUGUGUGCGAUGGCGAGAAAGACUGCGCCAACGCUGCCGAUGAGCUCCAGAACUGCCCCAACCGCACCUGCCACAUGAACGAGUUUGCCUGCUCCAACGGGCUCUGCAUCUUCCUCCCUUACCACUGUGAUCGUGUGAAUGACUGCGGAGACGGUAGUGAUGAGCUGGGCUGUACCUAUGACACCUGCAGCAGCAGCCAGUUCACCUGUGGAAACGGGGCCUGUGUGCCCUCCACUUUCACCUGCGACGGGGAGAGCGACUGUUUGGAUGGCUCCGAUGAGGCGGACAGCUUGUGCACCACGCCGCAGCCAACUUGUGCUCCUACGCAGUUCCUGUGCAAGUCAGGGGAGUGUAUUGAUGCCAACAAGGUAUGCAACGGACAGAAGGACUGCCAGGACAACAGCGAUGAAAAAGGCUGCGGAGUGAACGAAUGCCGCAGCCCCUCAGUACACAAGUGCGCCCAGAUCUGCACCGACACCCUCACCAGUUACUUCUGCUCCUGUUUCCCCGGCUACAAACUCAUGCCGAACGGCAAAGCCUGCGAGGACCUCAACGAGUGUAUCAGCACGCCCUCCGUCUGCAGCCAGAUCUGCGAGAACACCGUGGGCUCGUUCCACUGCAAGUGUGCACCGGGCUACAUCCGAGAACCAGAUGGGCGCACCUGUCGUCAAAACAGUGGCAUCGCACCGUACCUGUUGUACACUAACCGCUACUACAUCCGCAAUCUGACUGCUGACGGGUCACAACUGAGCGUAGUCCUACAGGGGCUCUCCAAUGUGGUGGCGCUAGACUUUGACCACUCUGAGAAGAGGCUGUACUGGCUGGAUGCGGGGGCGGGAAAGAUUGAAAGGAUGCGCUUUGAUGGCACGGACAGGGAGACGCUGGCGGAUGAAGAUGUGAGAGGAGCUGAAGGGUUGGCGCUGGACUGGGUUGGCAGGAAGUUGUACUGGGUGGAUGGUUAUUACGGCUCUGUUCAUGUGAUGGAGCUGGACGGCCGUUACAAGAAGAGGCUGCUUACAGGAGAUUUCACAGAUGGAAAUAAAACAUAUCUCGUCAGUCGACCUCGUGCUGUGGCUGUUAACCCUAAAUAUGGCUGGCUGUAUUGGACCGACUGGGGAGAUGAAGCGUAUAUCGGCAGGAUUGGCAUGGAUGGAAGCAAUAUCAGUGCCAUCAUCACAACCAAGCUGGAGUGGCCCAACGCCCUGACCAUAGACUAUACCACCAACAAGAUCUUCUUUGCUGACUCCCACUUAAACUUCCUGGACUUUGCAGACAUGGACGGCAAGAACCGCCAUCGGGCAAUUGGCGGCUCACUCCCUCACGUCUUUGCUGUUUCGAUGUUUGAAGACUGGGUCUACUGGACCGACUGGAACACACACACAGUGGAGAAAGCUCACAAGUACACUGGAGAACAGCGCACAGUCAUGGGCAACAACACACAUCGGCCCUAUGACAUUCAUGUCUACCAUCCAUACAGACAGCCCCGCAGUGAGAACCCCUGCUCCUCCCAUCAUCUGACCUGCAGUCACUUGUGUCUGAUUGGUCCUGGUGGGGAUCAAGCUUCCUGUCAGUGUCCAGAUCACUUCAUUGGCCUCAUGGUGGGCUUCAAGAUCCAGUGUGUUGCAGACUGUUCCAGCACCCAGUUCCGCUGUGGAGACAAUGAGAGGUGUGUUCCCAUUUGGUGGAAGUGUGACGGGCAGUCAGAUUGUGGUGAUGGCUCGGAUGAACCUCAGACCUGCCCACCCCGUCACUGCCCUGUUGGCCAGUUCCAGUGUCAAGAUGGCAACUGUACCUACCCUGGCUUCCUCUGUGAUGGCCACACUGACUGCCCUGACAGUUCUGAUGAGGAUGCGGCUCUCUGCAGUGACCACCGUUGUGAGGAGAACCAGUUCCAGUGUAAAAACAAAUUGUGCAUCCCUGUUUCCUGGCACUGCGACGGAGUGAAUGACUGUUCAGACGGCAGCGACGAGGACCCAGAGACUUGUGCACAGAAAACCUGCAAACCAGGAGAUUUCGAGUGUGCCAACGGGCGCUGUAUAUCGUCAAGCUAUGUGUGUGAUGUGCAGGAUGACUGUGGAGAUGGAUCAGAUGAGCCGUUUGAAACCUGCAUGGGUCCAGAAUACAAGUGUGAUGAAGAAACUGAGUUCUCCUGCAAGACCAACUACCGCUGUGUUCCCCAGUGGGCCCGCUGUGAUGGCACCAAUGACUGCAUUGACAACAGUGACGAGCAGGGCUGCGAGGAAGUGACAUGCGAUCCACUUGGAGAUUUCAGAUGUGACAACCACCGCUGUGUCCCCAUCCGCUGGCAGUGUGACGGCACCAACGACUGUGGUGAUGGCUCAGAUGAGAGGAACUGCCAGCCGAGGCCUUGUUCUGAAAGUGAAUAUCGAUGUGACAACGAGCAGUGCAUCCCUGGAAACUGGGUGUGUGACCAUGACAACGACUGCGGGGACAACUCGGAUGAGCGGGACUGUGAGUUGCAAACGUGUCGUCCUGGUACUUUCCAGUGUGACUCAGGUCACUGUAUCCCUGCUGCUCUGCAAUGUGACGGCCGUGCGGAUUGUCAGGAUCUGUCUGAUGAAACCAAGUGUCCUACCCGUUUCCCAGGAGGCCGUUGGUGCCCUAAUAGCCAGUUCGAAUGCGCCAACCAUCUGUGCGUGAGCCAGAGCUGGGUGUGUGACGGCACUGAUGACUGUGGAGACCGCUCAGACGAACAGCUCAGUUUGUGCUUGAACAUCACCUGUGAGAUGCCUUUCAAGUUCCGCUGUGCAAACGGAUACUGUGUCUACUCGGGCCUGCUUUGCAACCAGAAGGAUGACUGUGGAGAUGGCAGUGAUGAGGAGGAGGAACUCUGCCGCGAGCCAACGUUGCCCCCCUGCACACUGGAUGAGUUCAAAUGCACAAAUGGACACUGUGUGGCCCUGCCCUAUGUCUGCGACCACAAUAACAACUGUGGGGACCUCACGGAUGAGUUGGGCUGCAAUUUUGGCAAAGAUCGUAACUGUGAGGAAAAACUAUGUCAGCAAGAGUGCACCAACCUGAACGGCACCGGCUUCAUCUGCUCCUGUAAAAGCGGGUACAGAGUGAACCCAGACAGCACCUACUACUGCCUGGACAUCAACGAAUGUGAGGUGUUCGGCACCUGUCCCCAGGUCUGUAAGAACACAAAGGGCAGCUAUGACUGUGAGUGUGCGGCUGGCUAUAGGAAAGUGGGCAACGGCGACAUGUGCGAGGCUCAGGGAGCGACUCCCCUGCUGCUUCUACCUGAGAACAUUCGUAUCCGAAGGUUCAACCUGCAGACAGAGACCUAUCAUGACUUCCUCCAAGAAGAGGAGCACAUCAUGGCGCUGGACUACGACUGGGACCACAACAACACCGGAUACAGUAUGGUGUACUUCACUGUAGCCGGUAAGGACUCUAUACCAGGAGCCAUUAAGAGAGCGUACAUACCCUCAGUGGACGAUGGUAGCAACAACAUCGGAGCUGCAGUCAACCUUGGCAUCAAAUACAUCACCAAACCAGACGGCAUUGCUGUGGAUUGGGUGGGCAGGAACCUUUACUGGGCAGACUCUAGGGUGAGGAGGUUAGAGGUGGCCAUGUUGGAUGGACGCUACAGGAAGCAUCUAGUCAAGACUGAGCUGGGACACCCGUCUGCAUUGGCAGUCAACCCACGCCUCGGGAUGUUGUACUGGGCUGACCGAGGAGAUGCAGCCAAGAUUGAGUGCUCUUGGCUGGACGGGCAGGAGAGGAAAGUCCUGGUGGCCAAUGGCCUGGGUUGGCCCACUGGUCUGUCAAUCGACUUCACCAACGACGACAGAAUCUACUGGUCUGACUCCAAAGAGAGUCGCAUAGAGUCUGUUCUGCCUUCAGGAGAGGACCGCAGAACUGCUGUCUUCAUAGAUGUAAGAAACCCAUUCAGUGUAAGCGUUUUUGAAGACCAUGUUUACUGGAGCACUGAGGAGAAAGGCGAGGUGUUCCGGCAGAACAAGUUUGGCCGCGGAGACAAGACCAAGCUGAUGACUGCCGGGCCCUGGCUCACACAGGUCUCUGUGUACCAGCAGCAGAGAUACAACUCCAUCGGCAUGAAGAAUCCAUGUAAGGGAACCUGCAGCCACCUGUGUCUGCUCCGACCAGGAGGUUACACCUGCGCCUGCCCUGAGGGUACCAGCUUCGUCCCUGGGAGUAACACUGAAUGUGACGCAGGGUUCGAUCCUCCCCCCACCAUGCCUCCACCAUGCCAGUGUCUGAAUGGAGGCACGUGCUACUUUGAUGACAACAAGGCUCUUUGCAAAUGUCCUCCAGACUGGCAGGGAGAUAAUUGCGAAACAAGCAUAUCCGCCCUGGUGGCAUCCUCAAUUGGAAUAGCAAUAGGGGUGACAGUCGUGAUUGUGGUUCUGCUGGCGGCUCUGGUUUACGCAGCCAGGAAGAAGUCCAACCUGCUGGAGACUCUGCGCAGCAACUUACCCAGCAUGCCCAGUAUGCCCAGUAUGCCCAGUAUGCCCUCCAUGCCCUCCAUGCCAUCCAUGCCCUCAAUGCCAAAUAUUCCAAGCUUCAGAAAUGGUGUGUCUUCGAGUGCAUCGAAAGCAAACGAUACUGAUGCCAUGAUGAAUUCUGAAGCGGUCCCCUGUAUGUCUGUUUCGAUGGUGGACUCAGAAGGGAAGAGUUUUGAGAACCCGGCGUAUGAUGCUGGAGAAAAUCCUGAAGCUAAAGGUGCUGUGACAAACGCCUCUGCUCCUGGUGGAACAACCAAGGAUGCAGUUGAUAACCCUCUGUAUGUAGAAGGAAUUCAAGUUGUGGACAUGCCUACAGGAAGUGCAGACAAACCUGCUGCUGUCAACAAGGAGGCCUUUGUGAACCCAGCAUACAGCUCAGACUCAGAGGAGGCCAAUGUCGCUGCUGCACCACAAGCUGCUUCAAGCGCACAGGUGUCUGAACCCAUUGUAGAUGACAGUUUAGCAUCUUUCAAAAACCCGAUUUACACGGAGAACAUGUUUGCGCCCACUUCAGAUUCUGACAUUUGAUGGGAUCUCCUCAAGUAUGAAGCCUAAUUUUUAACCCAGGACUAGCAUGCAUCAGAGCAUGCAACAAACACAUCAAAACCAUUUUAUAUAUUUACUAUACCAAUAUACUUUGUGCUACUGACAAGCCAAAGUUAAAUUUCAAUGUGGCUUUUUGUGUAACAGAGUUUUUUGAGUAAAUGAUUUAAUGUAAUUCAUUUAAGCCCAAUCAAUGACAUAAUUAAGGGAAUAAAAACAUGUGAAUGUUGUUUAUGAUUAGAUCUUUUGUAUCAUAUGUACAUUUAAAUUGUAAGAUACUGGAACAUUAAAACUCUUAUGAUCUUUUUUUGUU